AUGAAAAUGAAAAAAAAUAAGUUUUCUUCCCUUAUUAGAACUUUUAACAUUACCCUACUAUUAUUCACAUACCUUUGCUCUUAUGAAUUUAGCACUUUUAGCAAAUGCUCGAAUAAUAAAAUUAAUACAAACAAUGUAUUGGGUUUAAGAUCAAGCAGGUUACUAAGAGGGAAAAAAUAUGUACAAAACAGUUUUGCAUACAAUCAUAAUGUAAAUGAAAAAUUAUUAAAAAUAAAUAGUAAUAAAAUUGAGACUCAUUAUAAUGCAGUUUUUCCUGAUCAUAUUUCCACGAAACAAGACGAUAAAUGUAAAUAUGCUCACAAUUUUGACAACAGUUAUGACGAUAUAAAAUAUGAUUGCAAUUCUAAAGAAGAAUUAAAUAGAAAUUAUUACGAUGAAGAUAAAUUUGAAGAAUUCGAGAGCUCAAAAAAUGAUCUGCAUUUUUAUGAGCAGUCAAAUAGGCACAAACAAAAUAAGCAUUUUGUGAAUCAGAAUAAUACACGAAACGACUUUGAUUAUGACGACUAUGAUGAUGAUGAUAGUGAUAGUUACAGUAGCAAAUACCUUUAUAGAAAAGCAAAAGGCCAAAUAAAAAAAUACAAUAAAUUAGAAGGACAAAAUAAAUUUUUGAUUGAAAAAUUGCUUGCUAAGGAUAAUAUAAUUGAAAAGGAAAACAAAAAAUCUAGCAAUAAUCCAAUAGUUAAAUAUUUUAAAAAAAUAGACGCCAAACUGGAAAGAGAAAUAUUAAAAGCUUAUUCAUAUAAUAUACUUAAUGAUGAAACUGAAGAUGUACUUAGUAUUUCAUCCGUAGAGAAAAAACUUUUUUGGGGUAAAGUAAAAAUUAUAACUCCCUUUAUUGUUAUAGGAAUCUUUAUAAUUAUAUUUUCCUUAAUGAAUUAUACCAAACUUGUUAUUAUAUUAUCUUUACUGUGUGUGAUGAGCUUAAAAUACUUCUUUUCUAAAUUAAAUAAAUGUGAGCGUUUACUCAACUCAUAUCAAAGAACUGAUGAAGAUCACAAAAAAACAAAAAAAAGACCAAGAAAUUAA
This is a messenger RNA of Plasmodium vivax (malaria parasite P. vivax), 1047 nucleotides long. RefSeq names its product Pv-fam-d protein. NCBI's taxonomy places the organism in Eukaryota, Apicomplexa, Aconoidasida, Haemosporida, Plasmodiidae. The coding region runs from base 1 to 1047 and encodes 348 amino acids. The record is from RefSeq and is a predicted model, not a curated record. The transcript is spliced from 2 exons.